Cimex lectularius (bed bug) is the source of this 2110-nucleotide messenger RNA. RefSeq names its product patatin-like phospholipase domain-containing protein 3. Gene Ontology annotation, cellular component: lipid droplet; membrane; cytoplasm. The record is from RefSeq and is a predicted model, not a curated record. Gene Ontology annotation, biological process: lipid homeostasis; triglyceride catabolic process. Gene Ontology annotation, molecular function: triacylglycerol lipase activity. Bases 280 to 2001 code for a protein of 573 amino acids. Lineage: Eukaryota; Metazoa; Arthropoda; Insecta; Hemiptera; Cimicidae. The transcript is spliced from 13 exons.
AUUGAAGUGGGGACAUGUUCCGUCAUAGUCGGUUCUGCCGUCGAGGCCGUUCCAUCAGAUCCAACGGAGGUCGAGUUUGCAACCUCCGUCUUGCCACUUUUUGAACAUCGUACAUUGAAAACAUCUUCAACUGCAUACUUGCCUUUUUUACGAAACCUGCUGAUCUCUCCACACAGGGCUGACUGACGCCCUUCUGGGAGAAAGCCAGUUUUUGACAAUCGGAUUAAAUCUAGUGGGAAAAAACAAAACUUGGCCUCGUUUUUGUGAGAAAACUGUACCAUGAAUUUGUCAUUCGCCGGGUGUGGGUUUUUGGGGAUUUAUCAUAUUGGAGUCGGAGUCUGCCUUCAGAAGUAUGCACCGCAUUUGUUACUACAUAAGAUAUCAGGAGCUUCUGCCGGUGCGAUCGCUGCAUGUUGUCUUUUAUGCGACCUUCCUAUUGGGGUUGUUGCUAGUGAUAUGCUUAAUCUAAUAAGAGAGGCGAGACAUAGGACGUUAGGACCGUUCAGUCCUUGCUGUAACGUUCAAGAAUAUCUUUCAAACAAUCUUAACAAGGUCUUACCAGAUGAUGCGCAUUUAAAGGUAAAUGGAAAAUUACACAUUUCUUUAACGAGGAUUUCCGAUGGAAAGAACGUCCUGGUUUCUCAAUUCGACAGUAAAGACGAUCUCUUGCAGGCUUUACUUGCUAGUGCGUUCGUUCCGGUGUUCUCUGGUUUCUUUCCACCUAUGUUCCAUGGCGAGCGAUACAUAGACGGUGGAUUCAGUGAUAACCUUCCAACGCUUGAUGAAAAUACCAUAACUGUCAGCCCUUUUUGUGGUGAAACAGAUAUUUGCCCAAGAGAUUUUUCAUCACAAUUAUUCCAUGUCAAUUUCGCUAAUACCAGUAUUGAAUUAUCGAAACAAAACGUGUAUCGUUUUGCCAGGAUACUUUGGCCCCCAAGAGUCGAGAUUCUAUCUAAACUAUGCAAACAAGGUUUCGACGACGCUUUGAGAUUUCUUCAGAGGAACAAUUUAAUAAAUUGUACCCAUUGUGUAGCGGUUCAAUCGACGUUUGUCCUUUCGGAAGCUGUAAGCGAAAAUUCGGAGUAUGAUCCGCAAUGUUUAGACUGUGAACUUCACAGACAGGAGGCUUCGCGAGCGAAUUUACCCGACACGAUAGUAGGAGUGUUCCAAGACGCGAUCGAUUCUGCAAACAAGGGAUUCUACAAUUGGAUGCUGUCGCACAGAGGGAUGAAAUUAAUGACACUUUUAAGCCUUCCUUAUGCCAUUCCGCUUGAUUUAGCGAUGGCAACCCUAAAAAAGGUUAUAACACUGUUACCAUCCAUGAGUGAAAGUUUGAGGUUAAUCUACCAGUUUUGUAGCAGCGUAAUAAUGUAUAUGGUGCACCGUACAUCACAAGAUCAUUAUGACCCAUCAAACAUAACCUGUCAAAUGGAAUAUACUGGAUUAGGGUAUGAUGAUGACAUGUCACAGUUGUAUGAGAAAGGGCUCAAUUUUAAACUCCACAUCGAUGAAAGUGAAUUAAAAAUGGCUACUGAUUUAACAACAAAUGAAAUAUUAGCAAGGCGGGAUAGCCUGCCAGAUGAAUUAGAAAAUUCUUCUGUUAAAGAGACACUAAAAGACAUUUUUCGAGUUACUUCUCAUCAAGAUGCAAUCGUUAAAUUCUCCUAUAUGGAUGAUGAUAAUAAGGUCAAAAUAACAGAAAUUUAUGAUGUGACAGAGUCCUCCACUUGUUCGGAUGGUACAGACAGCGAAGAUAAAAUUGAAACUAUUAUUGAAGAUGCACAACUAUGGGAUGGUACACAAAUAUUCAAUCUAAAGUUGCCGUUGAAGGAUUCAGAACUUGAAGGGAAAGACAUAACAUUGACAGAUGCAGCAGAAUAUGCAAAAAUGUUUUCAGAACCUGAAUCCGAAUGGAUGAGUAGGGAAAAAGUUGAGGAUUUGUUUCUCGACCAAUAUUUGAAUGAUCUGCGCCCAGAAAGUGAUCAGUCUUUGUUAGAAUAAAACUCCACCGUUUGAUUUUAACAAACAAAAAAUGUAUAAAUAGUACAAAAGGAAACGAUUUUUUUGUAUUUCAAUUUUUUUCUCAUGUAUAUAUUUAUUUAAUUUACCA